AUGAAGCUCAUAAACAUUAUUCCCAUCUGCCUGUUCCUGUACUGCACACACGCUACAGUUCUGCCCAAAGAUGACGCUCCUGGUCUUUCCAGAGACGUCCAGGAUAUCUCUCCCAAGAAUCGCAUCAAAUGGACCCGGUGCAAUCUGGGCAUUCCUGAAUACAAGGAAUUAGAAAAGAACAAGGCAAUCGAGUGCGGUACUCUAACUGUUCCUCUCGACUAUACCAAAAAACACAGCACAAACACUACGACAUUGAAUUUGAUCAAGCUCAAAGCGACCGGGAAACCGCCCAAGAGCAGCAUCAUCAUGAACUUUGGUGGUCCAGGUGCUUCCGGAGUCGAAUUUUUGUUGGGGAUCUCUCCGCUCCUUUCCAAUUUCAUAGAAACCGGACUCUACGACAUUAUCAGUUUUGAUCCACGGGGUACUGGAAAGACAUUGGUCCCGCCUGAUGGUGAAGGAUUUCCGUUACAAAUGUUCGAAGAGCUCUCAUACACCGCUCAGAAUUCAGCAGAUUUCUUCGCCGAUAAGUCACUCAGCGAUGCUUGGGAUUAUAUGAGCACCUUCACUGAAAUCUUUCUUACGAAGGACACGGAUCUUGGGAGGUUCCGUGGCACUGCAUUCGUCGCCAGAGAUAUCGCUGAAAUUGCCACAGCACUGGGUGAAGGUAACCGCAUCAACUACUGGGGUAUUUCGUACGGCACGGUCCUAGGCCAGGUUCUGGCUGGUAUGUUUCCUGAACGAAUUGAACGCAUGCUUCUCGAUGGCAAUCUCCUCGUCGACGACUAUGUUAAGAACCUCGGGGUCGAUAGUACCCAAGAUGCCGAGAAGGCCUUGUAUCAUUUCUACGACGAGUGCAUGGCAGCCCCAAAUGAUACAUGUCACUCGGCUACCAAGCUUCCCAAAGAACGAGAUGAUUUCAUCAAGGUUCUCGAUCGUGUCUUCAUGGUUUGCACAGGAGUUGGGGCCGGUUUAGGCCGCAUUAAAUCACUCUCCAUGAAUUUGUGGCUUUUCGCAUCUCUCUACCAUCUCGAGGGUUACCUCAAGCUGGAUGACCUGAUUGAUAGCGCUUUGGAAGGCAAUCGUUCGAAUUGCCCCCAGGGAAAGAAUCCCUUUGCAGAGUUGACAACUCCAUGGAACCCCCAGCCCGAACUUGCCCAUCUAGCGAUCUGGUGCAGUGACGUAACUUUCCGCGCUGAAACUGUUGAAGAAUUUAUCGACUUUUUCGAUUUGUACGAAGGCAAUCGGGCCCUUGAUGACCGCUUCUUCCUCACGACCCUGCUUCUUCGUUCGGUGUGUUCUCGGUGGAGCAUACACGCAGCUGAGCCGAUAAAUCUUACAAGCCUUUCAAGAGUCAAGACAAAGAACCCAAUCCUUAUCGUCAACGGUGAAUACGAUCCCGUGACUCCCUUGAGUCAUGCCCGGAAUAUAUCUGCCCGAUUUCCUGGAAGCCAGGUUGUUGUUCACAAAGGUUCUGGUCAUGGCCUCCUCAACCAUUUUUCGUUUUGCACUAUAGGGAUUGUAUUCAAUUAUUUCAUCAGUGGAGAGUUGCCUCUCGAAGAGACCACCUGCGAGCCAUACCAAAAUGCCUUUGAGAUCGUCGAAUCGCUGCGGGGGUUAGAGGGAAAGGCGAAAAUUCAUAAAACUCCAAUCUUCGUAUAG
Fusarium mangiferae is the source of this 1659-nucleotide messenger RNA. RefSeq lists its product as uncharacterized. Lineage: Eukaryota; Fungi; Ascomycota; Sordariomycetes; Hypocreales; Nectriaceae. The record is from RefSeq and is a predicted model, not a curated record. Bases 1 to 1659 code for a protein of 552 amino acids. The transcript has 3 exons.